CCCCUCCUCCUGCGACCUGCACGCCGACACCGCCCGGGCUCAGCAGCCCCCGACCCCGACCGCCACCCAGAUCGUCGUGAAAGUGAAAAUCGCGUUAAUCGAAUAAUUGGGCUAAAGGCGACCAGAGACCCGUCUCGAUUUUCCACCGCGUGAUCGAACAACGAUAAUUGCAGAGCUAUAUAUAUUUAUUUUAGAAAAAACUAAAAUCUAUUUUUUUCUCCCUCUCUCUCUCACCUACCGUCGAGUCUAAUCUCCUGCAUCAGCGACGAGCGCGUCAGUCAGUCAGCCGGUCAGCGGCCGGUGCCCGCGGUCACUCCGAUUAAUCAUCAUUCAACAAUCGCCACGAAUAAGUCGCCACCGCGGGGCUCCAACGCUACCAAUCAUCAUCACCCCCCCCCCCCACUCGUUCCCCAGCGCUCGUCUGUGCAGUAAUACCGCCGAGUGACUAACACUCGCUCGUUCACUCGUUGCUCGCGAAUCAGCUGAGCAGAGGCGGCAGCUAUGGACGACAAGAAGCAAGAAGAGAGCAGCGGCGGAUGCAAGGAGUUCAUCUGGAACCCGCGAACUCGACAAUUCAUGGGAAGGACGGGGACAAGCUGGGCUCUGAUCCUGCUCUUCUACCUCGUGUUCUACGGCUUCCUGGCCGGCCUCUUCUCGCUCACCAUGUGGGUGCUGCUGCAGACCACCAACGAGUUCCGCCCCAAAUACCUCGACCGCGUCCCCUCGCCCGGGCUGAUGAUCCGACCUCAGGCGGACACCCUGGACAUCAAAUUCAAGCCGACGCAGAACAGCUCCUUCCUGCAAUACGUCACCGCCCUCAACGACUUCCUGUUGCCGUACAACGAGGGGAACCAGACGGCGCGGAACCUGAACUGCACGCCGGGGCGCUACCACUUCCAGAACGACACAGACGAAGUGCGCAACUACCCCAAGACGUCGUGCCGCUUCCUGCGCGCGUCGCUCGGCGAGUGCUCGGGCCUCGUGGACUCGAGCUACGGCUACAGCUCCGGCACGCCCUGCGUCAUCCUCAAGAUGAACCGGAUUAUCAGCUAUUACCCCAACGACAACGCCGAACCGCUGAGGGUGAACUGCACCGGCAAGAGACACAGAAUCAACAAGGACGAGUGGCGUGACGACACUGAGAAAGUCGGGCCUCUCCGGUACUUCCCAGUCAACGGGACCUUUGACCCCAUGUACUUCCCGUACUACGGCAAGAAGGCGCACGUCAACUACACGCAGCCCGUGGUGGCGGUGCGGUUCAUGAACGCGACGCGCGGGGAGGAACUGUCGGUGGAGUGCUCCAUCGCCGGCGUGAAACACGACAGUGAUCGCGACCGCUUCCUGGGCAGGGUGACCUUCAGGGUGUUCAUCCAGUGAUCGCUCGCUCGCCCACACGCGCACGCACGAUCGCCCACACGCUCACAUGCAACGCUUGCUCAUUCAUGGUCAUGCUCACUCAACCACACAAACACAGAGAGGCUUGCUCGCCCACACGAUUGCACACUCACACUCGCUCCGCCAAGCUCAGCCACGCACGUACUCGUACAUACACAUGUGAAGACAUCUUCGUACAUGCUCACCCAUACACACCCAUUCAUAUAAUAUAAAUCAUACGGGUGUGUCCCCAUACACACCCUUACACACCCAUACGCAAAAAUACACCCCAAAGAAACCAUAUCUGGGUCCACCCAUACACACCAAGACAAACCAAAUCUGGGUUUACUCAUACAUGGCAAGAUAAACCAUAUCUGGGUAAACCCAUACACGGCAAGACAACUCAUGUCUUUCUACGCCCAUACACACAGAGCUAUGCACACACCGCUAUAACGUCGUAUCUGUAUAUACCUGAACACACAGACACACACACACCUAUAAACCCCCACGCAGACAACCCCCCCCCCCCCCCCCAGUGCACAGCACUAAUCAAACGCAGCAACACGCGCACACCACAAUACGCGCACACAUUCAUGUCUGUACGCAAACACAUCACACAAACCACACGCGCACCUAGGGGCCGUCCAUAAAUGACGUCACGCACCUGGGGGGGGGGGUCAGACAUUUGUGACAAUGUGUGACGAGGGGGGGGGGUUUGAGAAAUGUGACGUCACAUCAAAAUGCGCAAUUUUAAAUAAAUAUAGACAACACGUUCUACUUAAUUAAAUAGACUUUUUAAUAAAUGUUUUCUCUUACAACAUCAGAGUGCAGCUCCACGUUAAAUACGCACUACAAUGACAACAGUUUAAAGCGAUUUGAGCAUGUUUUAUUUUGGGGGGGGGGGGGAGAGCUUUGUGACGUCAUAUUUGAGGGGGGGUCUGACUUUUUGUGACGCCGUGUGACGAGGGGGGGGGGGGUCAAAAAUCGUCAAAAAUCGCGUGACGUCAUUUAUGGACGGCCCCCUACACACACACACACAUCGAUAGACACACGCACACCAACACACUUACGCAAAUGCACACGCACGCACACACCAGUACACAAAGACAAAGGUCCCCUGUAGAGGCUUAACAGACUGUUGCGGCAAGUUCUGUGCGUGAGCUCCGAUUAAUCCCGGCACGGCACAACAAGGAGGUGGGUGGCCAGGCACCGCAACCCUUUGACUCCCCAAAAAGCUGAUGUUUACACACCGUACCAGGUAUUUAAGGCCGAGUUUACCUAGGGGAGGCCCAGGACCGGUUCAGAAUACUCGCCACUGAUGUUGGCCGUGAGCGGGAAUGGAAUGCGGUUGUCGCCAGGUUCGUAGCGCCGUGCACUGACCGCUACACGGCAUCUCCCACACACCAGCAAAGAUGACCCCACUGAGCCUCCACACACCUGGGGCAAGUGCUGUUAGCGAGCACCUAUGAAGGCCAGCACCACGCCCGACCGCCUUUGUCUCCCCAGCGGCGAUGUUUACACACCGAACCAUUUGAUGCUGAGUCGACCUAGGGGGAGGCCCAGCAACAGUUUACGAGAAUCAUCACUGGCGAAUCCAACCCCCGGGGGUGGCCCAGGGUUUCGUAGCGCAGCUACUACGCGACCGCUCCCCACUCACCGUCUCACACACGCACACCUCGACACACACACACCUCGACACACCCACACCUCGACACACACACACCUAGACACACGCAGCACACAGACACACGCAGCACACAGACACACACCGCUUCUAGCCAAUCACAGCAGCGCGCUUCUCCCACACAAUGCACGCCAUCCAGCGUCAGGGCGGGGGGGGGAGUUGCCCGUGCAGUGGAGGGAGGAGGGUGGCACAAUCACAAAUCAUACAUCUGCGGAAUAUUCCACUUCGAGCUGCACGUGACCACCCACUUCUGCCCCCCCCCCUGUGUACAAUAACAUAACUAUGCGGAAUCUCCAACUCGCGUUGCACGUACCACCCCUCUUCUGCAACCCACACCCCGUGUACAAUAUCAAAUUAGAAAUCUGCGGAAUCUACAACUCGCGUUUGCACGUGCCCACCCCUCUUCUGCAACCCACACCCCGUGUACAAUAACAAAUUAGAAAUCUGCGGAAUCUCCAAUUCACGUUCGCACGUGCCCACCCCUCUUCUGCACGCACACCCCCCGAACUCCGCACCAGCAACCCCAAUGGGGAGGUUGGCACCGCGGAGCGAGCCAAAGCGAAAUCGGCGGCAGACACCAGCGCAGCAGCGCACAACGCCACGAAUCCUCGACCCGUCACGGAUCCGCGAUGACCGAAAGUCGCCCUUCGAGAGGCGUUCUCAUCCCCGACCGUUCUCAACUCAAUCCGCCAAACACACCCCCCCCCGCCCCCAGCGAGCCGCCCGCACCGCCAGCGAGUCGGAUGAUGAUAACGAUGCGACACGCUGUUGACGAUGAUGUACGUACUGUAUGUUGAACUUCUCUCGCGCCGUACGUAGCCAGCCGCGCUUGUCAGAGGUGCGGGGGAAGGACAACAAACGAAACGCGCGAAGGAGUUCGAGAGAAAUGAGUUUGUCAAUCUCGAUGAUGAUUUAAGAGUGCAUCACAGCUCCCAGCGGCUUCCGAAUAUCGGAAGGAAGAGCGUUCCAGACGGCCACCGAAGAGCAUCGGAAAGCGCCACGCGAUGUCGGUGGCCGUCUUUGUUCGAUGGCUACAGCCAAAAGCCGCUGCCGCUGCUGCUCCCAGGAUGACCCGGAGUUCACGCGAUGGUGGUUUGGGCUCCUUGACGAGAUCAGCGACUUGUGACCACACGUGUGGUCACACGUGCGACAACACGUGUGACACACGUGUGACCACACACCGGUCGGCGAAGGUGGCGGAGAGUCGAAGCGCAGCGCUACGGAGGUUGUGGAUUGUUGUGACCAAUCUGCAGUGUCCCAGGCAGCCCGCCGCACCGCCCGCGGUGGCUAGGAGAUGUUAACUCCCUCGCCUGGUAUGCAAGGUGGCCGUGGGUUCGAUCCCGACCCUGACGCCCGCGGUGUGUAUAUAUAUAUGUUUGGAGUUUGCGUGGUCACUCUACCCGUGUUUUCCCUCCGGGUCCUCUGGUUUGUUCCCCGCCGCGUUUAGAAUGCCACGCCAUGCGUUUGGAGUAUUUUGGCUGCUGUACAUUUCCACACGGUGACGCUGACGCUGGUGAGCCACUUUGUUGAGCGAUAUCAUUUGUGGCCAGGUCGCUUCUGAGAAAGAGCUGCACAGCGCAGUGGGAUUUUGCCUGGUGAAUAAACGCGUAGUGAGUACGAAUGUGAGAGUAGUCAGUCCUUAGCCCAGCACCGCGAAUCCAGAGUACCCGGGCACGGCUUCCGAGAGGCGACGACAUCGGGCGGAUUAACGGGUGCUGAUUUGGUCACGGGCGAUGUUGUUUAUUGAGUUGUUUAUCUUUUAAGUUAUUUAUGAAGUCCAUGUAUUUAAUUUAUUUGUUUGUUGUUCUGCGCACCGUACCGCGAGAGCUUGGGACGGAUCUGGUGAACGAGCCGAAGCCCCGAGGCGCCAAGGUCGUCCGCGAAGGGCCGUGGCACCAAACGUCGUGCCGUGACCUCUUGCGACGGCGUUUGGCGAACGUGGCGGCAACACCGAGAGUAGUUGGCCGCUCCGCAAAGUCCCGGCGGCGGCGGCGCGAGGCUAAAGUGGCGAUUUCCAUCGGAGCCAGGAGAAUUGAGCCAGAAUUGAAACCCGAUCGCGCCAUUCGCGGCAUUUUCAUCGCGCCCGUUCCAUUCCUUACGAGGGGCCCACCUUUGUUUUAACAGCACGCGUCCACGUGAUUUAAUGACGCAAUGAUAUUGUUUAGGAUGUAUUGUAAUUGUUUCGUUAAUCGUAAAGUUCCCCGUUGUAAUCAUUAUUCCCGUUAUUAAUUAUUAUUACUCGCACAGAUCCCUGCUGUAGUCAUUGCGGUGUGUGUGCGGGGUCGUGAUACGGUGUGUGUGCGGGGUCGUGAUACGGUGUGUGUGCGGGGUCGUGAUACGGUGGAGGUCGUGAUACGAAUGGGUCGCGUUUUGGAUGUCGCUCUGCGCUGCGUAGCGAGGAGAUUCGUGGUUUCACGAUGACGGCGGCGGCGGUCCACGACCGUGGAUACGCACGCACGGACGUGAUAAUCCGAUGUGCCGGGUGUAUUGCGGAUCGUGAAUCGAGGUUCAUUUCUAAUUGAUUCGGCUCGCUCCGAUCCGGCAAGCCAGCUCAAAGUUGAUCGGGACAGCCCAACUUGAAAAUGUCGAUUCAUUUGGCAAGCAAUACGGCACUUGGGAUCGAAUAGUCGUGUGACAUCGAGGUUAAUUUGUAAUUGAUUCGGCUCGCUCCGAUCUGGAAAGCCAGCUCAAAGUUGAUCGGGACAGCCCAACUUGAGAAUGUCGAUUCAUUUGGCAAGCAAUACGGCACUUGGGAUCGAGUAGUCGUGUGACAUCGAGGUUAAUUUGUAAUUGAUUCGGCUCGCUCCGAUCCGGCAAGCCAGCUCAAAGUUGAUCGGGACAGCCCAACUUGAGAAUGUCGAUUCAUUUGGCAAGCAAUACGGCACUUGGGAUCGAGUAGUCGUGUGACACGCUCCCUUUUCCUUUGAUUGGCCAACAUCAGCAGGAGCGGUCGACACGAAACGUCCCGUCGAGUCGACACGGUCGUGUUCAUUUCUUCGCGUGGGGGAGGAGGCUCUCGCGAACCGCUUCACACGUCACUCGCCACUGACGUUAGCCGUGGCCAGGACUCACCAACUCGCCGUUGAGUUCACAUCGCCACAGUGUGAACCGUCUCCUCUUGUCCAAUGAUCCCGUGAGCCUGUGUUUGUAUUCCGUCUCCUUGUGCAAGGUAUCUGUGAGCCCGUGUUUCCAUCUCGCUUGUAGAAGGUCCUGUAAUCCCGUGGCUCUAUCUCCUUGUGCGAAGUUUCGUGAGUCCGUGUUUCAUCUGUGAGCCCGUCUAACCGAUCCGCGGGUGGUCUGUGGCAUGACAAUGAGAGGAGCCGACGCGGGAUUCAAUUCACUGGAAUUUUUAACAAUCCGAGCAGCCAUCAUUUGGAGAAAUGCUUCUUCCCCGCCUGUCCGUAACCUGUGCCCCCCUCCCCCUAUUAACAUCAUUCGUGAGGCCACCGGGGGCCACUGGACACGGGCCCCCAAGGGAUAAUUUACCCACCCCCCCAAAAUGGUUAAAGUCGGCGUGAUUUGUGUGGUGAAGUCAUAAUUGUCAUUUUAAGUUCUGUACAGGAUUUAUUUCGUUUCGGUGCAGUCAAAAACCUCUCUGUCUUUUUCCCAUACCAAAAUUGGGUGUGCAUUGUUUCCCUCCUCUGCCACUGAAUAUCGGCGGAAAUCGCCCGUUCCCACCAACGGACAGAUUAUCGGCGUCGUCAUCAUUUUUUCACGUCCUUUACACGAAUGCCCAACCAAAUCUGGCAACUCGUACGCGGCAGCCGAUUCAUAUUGCCCAGCGCCGCUGCGUUGAACCCCGCACGUAGCGACUUGCGCAUUGAGAUAACGCGACACCAAAUAGCCGAGAGAGCGAGCGAGAGAGAUAAAUAAUGAGCGAGUAAGCGAGUGAGAGAGAGAGAGUGAGAGGGAGAGUGAGAGUGGGAGAGAGAGAGAGAGGGAGCCACUCGAGGCCUUGUGGGGGCCACUGCCAGGGUGCCCGUCCGUCCUUCGUCUUCCAGCCCGGCCUCCAUGCCGGGUGUCGCGUCGCGUGCCGAGAGCGGUGAGCUUCCGUGACUCGGCGCAGACCGUGGGGGGGGGGGGGGGGGGGGGACUGCUUGGCGCACGGGGUUUGGGAUGGCACCAGGGUGCGGCGGUUACGCCGGUCGUACUCCUGAUCUCACAGGAGAUCUCUUAUUGCGACCGGUGUUUUGAGAAGUGUGGUGGGGUUUUUUUUUUUGGUCGUCUUUGCCCAGUUUCGUUCAGAUUUGUCGUGACCAGGUUCGGGGGCGAUGGUGGAAAUCCGUUCUUGAAUUUGUCGCGAAGCAAUGCGGUUGCGUUAAGAGGACGGUCGACGGAAGUGGAUUUCGUAGAACUAGUUUCGAGAAAUCGAUGGAUUUGGGGAGAUCUGUUAAACGUGACCGCCGUUCACUUAAAACAAAAAUUCCACCGGACUUUAUCCGCAAAUGUGAUAUAACGGGGUCAUCGUGAGAUGAUGAUGAAUCCAUUCGUAAAUCUCGCGGUUACGCAGCGGCUCGCAGUUUGGGGGUAUCAGGCGAGAAGCGCCGCUGGAGAUCCGUGGAUCGGAGUGACCACCGUUCAAAUUCCUAGAGAUCUCUUGAAGCGAACGCCAUUGGCUCUUUUACAUCGUUCGGAACUAUUGCGGAGCAGCGCGUAGCGCCAUGUGUCAGAGAAUAGUCCGCGGAAGUGGAUAUCGUAGAACUAUAAUUAGUUGAUUUUUCGGUUAGAUUGUGUUGGCAUGUAAACCAUUUUUAAAUCAGGAGCUGUCCACCAUCCGACAGAAACAAUAAAAUCAAGGUGUCACAUCAUUUUGGCCAAAUACGCCACUCGAUUUGUUUUUUUAGCAAAAUGCAAUGUUGCAAGGCACGCAAAGUUUUUGACAAUUUUGUACGACGUUUCGCUGGGAGAUUACAUCCAGCAUCAUCAGGCAUUAACGAAGCUCAGAUUUCGCCAAAGCCUACGCAUGAAGACCGUAGAACUACUGCAUGAGAUAUCUCCCGAGAUGGGGUGACGAUCUGUAACACUCAGCGAUCACAGUUGCAUUUGUGAGACACUUGAUAACCAAGUUGAAUCACAACUCACUUGAGGUCUGUAGGUCUCUGUGAGUCUGUGGGUCCCUUUGUGAGUCUGGGUCUGUAUUCAAGUCAUUAGGAACGGUACCAUCAACUCGCCACACUUGAGAACAGGCGGUCGUGACCUGGAUUCAAACCCAGAGACUUGGCAGUGCCGGCUCGGUAUCUCGGAGCUUGAAGGUCGCUGUCGCUAACAGAUCGCUAUGAAAGUGAAUGGAGGUCAGGUUAGCUAAGAGAUCUCUAGGAAAGUGAACGGAGGUCGCUGUAGCUAAGAGAUCUCGAUGAAAGUGAAUUGAGGUCGCUGUGGAUAAACAAUCGCUAUGAAUGUGAUUGGAGGUCUCUGUAGCUAACAUCUCUAUGAAAAUGAAUGGAGGUCUCUGUAGCUAACAUCUCUAUGAAAGUGAUCGGAGGUCUCUGUAGCUAACAUCUCUAUGAAAGUGAUCGGAGGUCUCUGUAGCUAACAUCUCUAUGAAAGUGAAUGGAGGUCUCUGUAGCUAACAUCUCUAUGAAAGUGAUUGGAGGUCUCUGUAGCUAACAUCUCUAUGAAAGUGAUCGGAGGUCUCUGUAGCUAACAUCUCUAUGAAAGUGAAUGGAGGUCUCUGUAGCUAACAUCUCUAUGAAAAUGAUCGGAGGUCUCUGUAGCUAACAUCUCUAUGAAAGUGAUUGGAGGUCUCUGUAGCUAACAUCUCUAUGAAAGUGAAUGGAGGUCUCUGUAGCUAACAUCUCUAUGAAAGUGAUUGGAGGUCUCUGUAGCUAACAUCUCUAUGAAAGUGAAUGGAGGUCUCUGUAGCUAACAUCUCUAUGAAAGUGAUCGGAGGUCUCUGUAGCUAACAUCUCUAUGAAAGUGAAUGGAGGUCUCUGUAGCUAACAUCUCUAUGAAAGUGAACGGAGGUCUCUGUAGCUAACAUCUCUAUGAAAGUGAAUGGAGGUCUCUGUAGCUAACAUCUCUAUGAAAGUGAUUGGAGGUCUCUGUAGCUAACAUCUCUAUGAAAGUGAACGGAGGUCUCUGUAGCUAACAUCUCUAUGAAAGUGAAUGGAGGUCUCUGUAGCUAACAUCUCUAUGAAAGUGAUUGGAGGUCUCUGUAGCUAACAUCUCUAUGAAAGUGAAUGGAGGUCUCUGUAGCUAACACGUCUCUACGUAUGGACUCCGGGGUUGAAGUCUCGUAAAGCCUCGGCGACAUUUCCCUUUCGCGCUGCGCCGAGCCUCAUGGCUCUGUUCUCAAUGAGGGUCCCGCGACUGAGAAUGUUUUUGGGUCGACUGUUGUUGUUGUUUAGUGGUGGCUGGGGCCAGAGCGGCGUUCAUUCUGGCCGUCCGAUUGCCCCCACCCCCCCAGCCCCGUCGCGUCGGCGAGAAGCGACGAUUUCACCAUUUGCGUGGUGGGAACUUCGCCUCUCCGGCACGCGCAGGAGCGACGGCGUUGGACGUCACGUGGCCGAACGCGGAGCUCCGCGACGUUCCAACGCCCCCGUCCGCUGCGACGCGCGGUCCGGGGAAGCGAGCGGAUACGAUUUGACGUCGCGUUUACACUUUUGGGGGGGGGGGGGGGCGGGGGUCGUUACGUGCCGCACGAGCCUGAUGAUUGCUACACACGCACACACACACGUCGCGUCGUUAAGAGCAAGGGGGCUGUACGACGACACGCUGCACGGUGGAUCAGCAGCCGUCGUUGCUAUCGCGCUGUUAAAUCAUUUUAAUGGGAAGGGUUGGGGGGUGGUGGUGGUGGUGAUGUUAUGGCUCCCGCCAUGGGAAUAUGGAAUGUCCACCUAUUCCUUACCUCUCAGGACUGCUUCACUGGUUGAGGGGGAUGUCGCGAGAACUGAUGUUCGUAUCGAUGUCGUGGCCGCGGGAGUGGCUUCCCUCUGUAUUUGAAGUCGGGAUUUUGAGUCUGUGAGUCUGUGCAAUCUAAAGAACGUAUUUAUACGCACGCGCCGAUCCAUAUAUAGAUACCCCACUCGAAUAAUGGGGAUAUAUUUUAGAACUACGCUGAGAUUUAAUUGAGAGCCUAAACACGUUCGCCACGAAUCUCGAUACGUGAAACAUCUUUCAGCACUUUCCGCGCUGCGCAUCGCUUUCCAAACGUGCGAUCGCCUGUCGCGAAGAACGUAGAGAGAGAAGUGGGGGGGGGGGGUCAUCGAUAGAAGUCUGUGGGGUAUCUGUAAAUGGAUCGGCCUCCGCAGUGGGCGAUGGAAGGGUCUGGCAUAGAAGGCUAAAGAUGACCAAAUAUCAUCGCGACAAUAAGGAGCUGGCGAAAGUGUGCUCAUGCAUGUCUGGCAUCAUCGUUUCGUUUGCGCGUAAACUCCGCCGCCAAAGAAACAAAAAUUGGGAUGAAUAUAUUUUUUAAAUCCAGGAAAAUCUGGAGAGAGAGAGAGAUCUAAAGCAAAUUAUCCGCAACUUUGUGGGAAAUCCCACACAGGCCAGAGCUGGCUUGCAGUGCACUCCACACGAUACGUGUCACACGUUUUUGUCAAGGUGCGAGUCGUGGAGUGAAUCUGGCUUUGAGAGUUUUGUCAGGCCAGGUAUCAACGCUUUGGGGCGUCGAUGAUGGUGGUGGUGGUGAUGAUGGUGGUAAAUCAAAUCCACUGGACUUGCACGAGGACCGUGUAAGAGUUAUCUCAGUGUCACAGAGGUCAAUCUUUGCUGUCUUGUGUCCAGCCACUGACCUCCGUGACCCUGCCGGGCCCCUGACCUCUCGGCCGUGGCUCAGAGGGCACGGGCUCGGUGAGGUGCAUCAGCUGAUGCGUCAGUGGAGAUCUGAGUGGCUGCUACGCCUUCACAAUACGUACACAAGUUGGCCGAAAGUCAUCACGACCUGUACACGCAUGCAGUAGUACGUGGUCUACACACAGGCGCACAGAGGUGCACACACACUCGCGCGCACGCUCGUCUACAAAACAGGCACGGUGAGCACGCCGUGACGCACAGAUCUGAUGGAACACGUUCACACACGCACGCACAGCGGUGAUACACGUUCACCCGGUCACGUUCAUGCGCGUGUUGCACGCAACCCGCCGUUCAAUCCACGCACGCAAUCACCGGUACACACGCGUACGCACGCACACUUGUCGUAGAAGCGGUAGACGCGCACCACACCGUGUCUGGUACCCAUGCUAGGACGCACACACACACAGGCACCAUCACGCUCCGUCGUCGGCAGCACUACAACGCAUUCCCUCUGCCCCCCCCCCGUCCUCCUGCACGCACGGUGCUUGCCGCGAGCCCUCCUCUCGAGGUGUCGAUGCUCGUCUCGUGUUCACGAUCCCGUGUCCCGCCCUUUCCUGUGCCCCUCUCGCCACCGCCGCCGCAACGAGGACUCCCUUCGGCCCCCCUCCACCCCCCGUGCCGCGCGGUCCUUUCAACUCCUCGCUCUGCCACACGGCAACCUCUGACACCCCCCGCCGCCCCUCGCCCGUUCGUCUCCCCGCGCGUUUAAAAACGAAAAAAAAAUAUCGAAAUAUGCAUGCAAGUGUAGAGUCCUCUUUCCCUGCCCUCCGGCCCAGUGCGUCGACGCAGCAUUCUCGUUUUUACGAAGACCGCCCGUCGCGUUUCAAGCGCGCACGCGGAGAACCGCGCACCGGCGUCCCUCCAUCACCCCCCCCACACACACACAGCUUCGGGAAACCCCCGGCGCACGUCGUGUGCGAAUCGCACGUGCUGUGCGAUGCCACGUGCUGUGCGAUGUCACGUGCGAUGCGCCCACGUGGUGUGCGAUGAUUCCACGUGGUGUGCGAGCGACGGGGAAAUAUCCGUGAAAAAUCGGGGAGCGAACUCCUCGAUCAUCUUUCAUCUUUCACACCGCGACGACGGCGAUGGCGACGAUGAUGACGACGACGACGACGAUGUCCGUCAGCGCCGUGCGUCGCCACCUAAUUGAUCGACAGGGUGACCUGGGCCGUGACCCGCGCGCGUCUGACCCCAACCCCACCGCGCCCCCCCCCGUCCCAAUCGCCGUGUGCGUGUCCCCGUAUGUCCGACUCCUUGCAAUAACGGCGGCUGGUUGUUGUUGUUGUUGUUUUAUAACGAUGAUGCGCGUUACACCCGUCCGUUACCAUGCACGAUUGAAACUGUCGGUGAUUGAAUUGAAUGAAUUAGUCGUUAUACCUAAACUUAACCUAACCCUGGACAUGCGAUUAGCUUUGAGUGAUGCUAAAUAAACAUUAAUAACCA
This is a messenger RNA of Lethenteron reissneri (Far Eastern brook lamprey), 12295 nucleotides long. Its product is annotated as sodium/potassium-transporting ATPase subunit beta-2-like. Gene Ontology annotation, cellular component: sodium:potassium-exchanging ATPase complex. Gene Ontology annotation, molecular function: ATPase activator activity. Gene Ontology annotation, biological process: sodium ion export across plasma membrane; intracellular sodium ion homeostasis; potassium ion import across plasma membrane. The record is from RefSeq and is a predicted model, not a curated record. Lineage: Eukaryota; Metazoa; Chordata; Hyperoartia; Petromyzontiformes; Petromyzontidae.